CCCACCCUCCACACAGCACAACCCCCGUGAAGACGACCAAGUUAGCGACGUGUGUGUGCUGGUGUGUGUGUGUGUCACUCUGUGUGAGAGAUAACCAACCAACACUCGGUGUCAGGAUGCCUGCGUACGCCACCAACAUGAGGUUCAAGUUCCCCAUCUUGGCCUUGACUUUGGAGAUUAUCACCAUCAUUCUGUUUGCAGUGUUCUGCACCUACGAUGAUGGCAAAGGUCACGGACACGAUGCUGAGUCCAAUUCCACGGCGCACACAAAAAAGCCUAUGGACCUCUAUCCCAUGUUUCAAGACGUCCACGUCAUGAUCUUCAUCGGUUUCGGCUUCCUGAUGACCUUUCUGAAGAGAUAUGGGGUCAGCAGGGUAGGGGUCAACUUACUCCUGGCGGCCUUCGGCCUGCAGUGGGGCCUUUUGAUGCAAGGCCUGUGGCACAUGGAGGAUGGCAAGAUCAAGAUCAGCAUCUUCAAAAUCAUCAACGCUGACUUCAGCACAGCCACGGUCCUCAUCUCCUUUGGAGCUGUUCUUGGUAAAACCAGCCCUGUGCAGCUCCUCAUCAUGACCAUCCUGGAGAUCACCAUCUUCUCCAUCAACGAACAUCUGGUGGCUGAAAUUCUGAACGCUAACGACGUUGGUGCCUCCAUGAUCAUCCAUGCUUUUGGAGCCUACUUUGGUCUAUCCGUGGCUCGAGUUCUUUACCGCCCCGGUCUGCAAAAUGGACACGACAAUGAGGGAUCAGUUUACCACUCGGAUCUCUUUGCUAUGAUUGGAACCGUCUUCUUGUGGAUGUUCUGGCCCAGUUUCAACUCGGCCAUCGCCGACCCGGGCUUCCCUCAGCUCACUGCUGUGAUUAACACCUACCUCUCCUUGGCUACUUGUGUGCUCUCUGCCUACGCCAUCUCCAGCCUCGUCGAGCACAAAGGAAAACUGGACAUGGUCCACAUUCAAAAUGCUACUUUGGCCGGUGGUGUUGCCGUGGGAACAUGCGCUGACAUGAACAUUGAACCAUUUGGAGCCAUGCUGAUUGGAUUAGUGGCUGGCGUCAUCUCUACCCUCGGCUUCAAGUAUCUCACUCCAAUCUUGGCAUCCAACCUGGGCAUCCAGGAUACCUGCGGUGUCCACAAUCUGCAUGGCAUGCCUGGAAUCCUGGGCGGUUUGGCUGGUAUAGUGGCUGUGGCUCUGGGAAAGACAAAUAAAGGUAGCGCUACCAUGCAGGCUGCUGCCCUGGGUUCAUCCCUUGGAUUUGCUCUGGUUGGAGGAGCAAUCACUGGUUUCAUAAUGAAACUGCCAUUCUGGGGACAGCCUCCAGACCAGAACUGUUUUGAUGACUCUCUUUACUGGGAGGUUCCUGAGGAGGAGCAUGAGGAGCAUGAGGAUAUGUUGGGUCAAGCCGAUCACUCAAAGAACAAAGCCGAGGCUUGAAAACAAGUGCCCACCACCAACUGCCAAACGAAACAACUGCGAAGGAAAAGAAUUAGACACAGUUGGACCAAUUAAUAAUUUUUCUGUUUCUAAUCAGAAGUGGCAGUAAAUCAUUUACACGGAGAAGAUGCUAACUUAAUUACUUACUGUAGUGCCAUUUUGGUUGGCGGUGCGGGAGGGUGGGGGGUUGGGUGCGGGGGAGAAAGAUGAAAUCAACAGUCAGGGAUUAUUCUUUUACUUAUUUUUUUAAAUACAUGAAUUAACCCAAAACAUCCAAAGGACACAACAGUAGCUCCAUUAGCAGCCCCAUGAAUUUUACAGCUCUUAGAUGUGUUUUGCCUUUAUUUUAUAAUAUUAUAAGCAUGUCUUCUAUGUUUUACAUCAUGUACUUACUCUCUUAUAUUUUAACACAGUUCCUCUAUGUUACCUCACUUGUGCCCAGAUCUUGCUGAAACAGUCAUAAUUCCAAACCAACAGUCCGGCACUGCAGUGGACAGAGACAGUCUGAUGACACUCUAAUAACUCCAGUAACUGUCAUGUCCCUUCAAGUCUCUCAUAACUGAGCAAUGAUUGCAUUUUGAGCUGUUUUAUAAGCUUAAAAGCUGGGCAGCCUUUUUUACAUUAAGUGUAUUCUUACAUUUAUCUACAUUUUAAUCUAAUGAACUGAUGUGAUUAGUUUAUUUAAGCCCUAACAUUUUAAACGAAGACCAUUGGUACAGAAAAGCCUCUAUUUCAACUAUUUUUUUUGUCAUUUCCCUCUGAAUGUGAGUCACUGAUGGAUAGCUUUCUGUGUCAAACAUUUGUCAUAACCACUGGUGUUCAGUAUAACACAGCAUUGAAGCUCUUCUGGUUCAUUGAGGAUCCAGGAGAGUUUAUUUUCAAUGACUGUGUUUGGAUAACAAUCAAAGGUUAAAAUAAAAGAAGGUUUUUGUGAAAAAGCUUGAGCUUGUCAAUGACUUGUGAUGACCAGACCUCACAAACACAUCCAGAUCAUAUAUUUUUAUACAGCAGGUGUACCUAUGGCCUAAUGUGUGUAAUGUACAAAUAAAUGUUUUUGUACAAUA
Molecule: messenger RNA, 2494 nt
Organism: Cynoglossus semilaevis (tongue sole)
Lineage: Eukaryota; Metazoa; Chordata; Actinopteri; Pleuronectiformes; Cynoglossidae
Gene: rhag
Product: Rh associated glycoprotein
Exons: 10
Coding region: 117-1430 (437 amino acids)
Biological process (GO): ammonium homeostasis; ammonium transmembrane transport
Cellular component (GO): plasma membrane
Molecular function (GO): ammonium channel activity
Source: RefSeq, a predicted model, not a curated record